Penicillium diatomitis is the source of this 2070-nucleotide messenger RNA. RefSeq names its product putative NADH-ubiquinone oxidoreductase 64 kDa subunit. The coding region runs from base 1 to 2070 and encodes 689 amino acids. Gene Ontology annotation, molecular function: NADH dehydrogenase activity; calcium ion binding. NCBI's taxonomy places the organism in Eukaryota, Fungi, Ascomycota, Eurotiomycetes, Eurotiales, Aspergillaceae. The transcript has 5 exons. The record is from RefSeq and is a predicted model, not a curated record.
AUGCGGGCAGCGGUACUCCGGGGUCGUCCGGACGCCCUCACGAUGAGGUCAAUUGGAUCUCUCGUGUCUGGCGCAAAGUUGCUUGAGAAAUCUCCAGUCACUCAAUCAUCGAUCUUUCGCUCUUUGAAUACAUCAGCUCGUCAGCCCUUUUCCAAGCGUCCCUUCGGUGCGGUUCCCAAGCCAUCGACCCUAGUUCGGUUUCAGUCGGAUAAAGCUGGCGUGAAGGUUGCUCCCAAGCAGCGGUCCAGGGUUCUGGCGGCUCUGUACCGAACUUUGGCUUUCUGCGGUGCUUUCGGUCUCGGGAGCAGCAUUCUCGUGGUCGCGUUUUUUCUCUACGAUGCCAGCACCUAUCGUGAGACACCGAGUGCUGCGGACAUCCCCGUCUCUGAAUUGGCUCUGAAUCCUCGCUGCGGCGGCCCCAAAAACCUACCAAUCGCUGAAUAUCUCGUCGAUGACUGUGACUCGGAGUCCAUGAGGGAGCAAAAGGACAAGCCUCGUCUGGUUAUUCUUGGUACUGGUUGGGGCAGCAUUGCGCUGCUCAAGAAUCUCAACCCUGGUGAUUAUCACGUUACUGUCGUUUCUCCAACCAACUACUUCCUGUUCACUCCCAUGCUACCCUCUGCCACUGUGGGUACCCUUGGUCUCCGCUCCCUGGUCGAACCAGUACGACGUAUUAUCGAACGAGUUCACGGACAUUUCCUCAAAGCUUCAGCCACGGACGUCGAUUUCUCGCACAAAUUGGUGGAAGUCUCUCAGGUUGACAACGAUGGGAAAACGCACAACUUUUAUCUGCCUUACGACAAGCUAGUGAUUGGUGUCGGUUGUGUGACGAAUCCCCAUGGUGUCAAGGGUCUCGAAAACUGUAACUUCCUCAAGGGGAUCGAUGAUGCUCGCCGAAUCAAAAACAAAAUUCUGGACAAUAUGGAACAGGCUUGUUUACCUACUACCUCCGAUGAAGAACGCAAACGUCUGCUAUCCUUCGUUGUCUGCGGUGGUGGCCCUACCGGUGUCGAAUUUGCUGCAGAACUAUUCGACUUGCUCAACGAGGAUUUGCUUCACUCUUUCCCCCGCAUCGUCCGCAACGAAAUUUCAGUGCACAUUAUCCAGAGUCGCUCACAUAUUCUAAACACUUAUGACGAAGCUUUGUCCACAUACGCUGAGAGUCGCUUUUCUCGUGAUGGGGUUGAAGUUAUCACAAACGCUAGAGUCAAGGAAGUGCACAAGGACCGUGUGCUCUUUACUCAAAUGGAAGACGGAAAACCUGUUACCAAAGAAAUUCCAAAUGCAUUCUGCCUCUGGUCUACUGGAGUUGCCCGUGCUGAGAUCUGCGAGACCAUAUCCAACAAGCUGGAAAGUCAAAACAACAAGCACGCAUUGGAGACCGAUUCUCACUUGCGCCUGAUUGGUGCACCAAUGGGUGAUGUUUACGCUAUUGGCGACUGCUCGACUGUCCAGAACAACGUUGCCGAAAAUAUUAUGAAGUUCCUGCGUACUAUGGCCUGGGAAAAGGACCGGGAUCCGGAGAAGGUUCAACUGUCGUUUUCUGAAUGGCGCGAUCUCGCCAAGCGUGUGAAGAAGCGCUUUCCGCAAGCAGCUGCUCACCUUCGUCGCUUGGACCGACUCUUCGAGCAAUAUGACACAGAUCGGUCUGGUACCCUCGACUUCGGUGAACUCUCGGAACUUCUUCACCAGAUUGACACCAAGCUCACCUCUCUUCCGGCUACCGCUCAACGGGCAAACCAGCAGGGAGUGUACCUUGGCCGUAAGCUGACCAAGAUCGCAGCAGCUCUGCCAGGUCUGCGAGCCAACGAUAUCGAAUACGGCGAUCUUGAUGAAGCAGUUUAUAGGGCGUUCAAGUACAAACAUCUUGGAAGUCUUGCGUACAUUAGCAACGCUGCUAUCUUCGACUUCGGUGGCUUGAGCUUCAGCGGUGGUGUCGUUGCCAUGUAUCUCUGGCGCAGCGUCUACUUCGCGCAGAGUGUCAGCUUCCGCACGAGGUGUAUGUUGGCGAUGGACUGGGCAAAGCGUGCCCUUUUCGGAAGAGCUAACAUAUAUACACGGCAGAUUUGA